AUGCCCGGCGCAGGAGGAUCAGCAACGUUUCUUGCAUUUGGUACAAUCGUCAAGCGUAGUCUCACCACCUUCACUCCAACACGCCACUCACCGCGUCCUCUACUACAUCUUCCACCGCACAACACUCUUGUCUCAAAAGCAUCCAAAGGAAAGAAGCUUCCGAAGAAUCACUUCACGUCCCACAGGCCUCUGCUCAACGACAAUCACCAGCAGCCAUCUCAAGCACAGGACCAGCAUGGAAGCAAGAAGCAGGAAAAGGGCCCAAAACGCAAGGCGGCGCAACGGACGCAGGCAGCCAAUACGUCGUUACGGAGAGUAGCUGUAGAAGCACAGCGCUCCCGUGGUGGUACGGCAAACCCUAGUGGCUUCAUCAAAGGACGAGGGCAGAGACGCCAUGUCGAUCCAGAAGUAGAGACCAAGGACGUAACAGCGUACUGUGCUGCUGAGACCUACAAUAUCUACGUAGCCCGGGACUUGCUGCAGAAAGAAGGCUGGGAAGCAGAUCCUCACAAUACCGCACUCUUCCCACAGGUUUUGCACGUCCAGUUUAGAAGCGCCACAUGGGGCAGAGGGAAGGAAGAUGGAGAGGGUCUAGGCGAUGUCCUGGUCUUCCCCUCGGGCAGCGUAGUCACCUGGAACGUCCCCGAGAAGGCCGCCCUCAACCUCGUUGAAAAGGUCCUCUUACCAGCGGCAGGCGCCAGCCACCUCGACCGCAUCGAAGCCGAAGACCUCGAAUACCUCGAAGACCCAACGCGGGAGACCAGCGAGAUCCUCGGCGACACCAUUAUUCUCGGCACCAAACCACCUGGCAACGCCUCCGAAAACCCGGAUGACACUUCCUCCCACCACCCCGAAACCGACACCAUCCUCGCCAAAAUCGCCUUCUCCUCCGCCCUCGCCCGCUCGACCAAACUCGCCGUCCUCGAAAACAGCCUUACAGCCUAUUUCGACACCACCUCCACCAUCCCCGCUUUACUCUCCAAUAAUCGCCUGCCCUGGAUCAUGCGCCGCUUCAUGCUGCGCAAAACCGGCGAGCUCCUGCACAUCCGCGCGCAACUAAACCUGUACUCCGAGCUCACGGACUCUUUGCCAGACCUCUUCUGGGACUCGCCGCACGAGCUGGGGCUGGAAAGCUACUAUGAUGCUGUGGGCAAGUCGUUGGAUGUCGGGCAGAGAAUCAGAGCGUUGAACGAGAAGAUGGACUAUGCGAAUGAGAUUGCGAUGGUUUUGCGGGAGAGGCUGAGCGAGGCGCAUAGCCAUUUGUUGGAGUGGAUCAUUAUCUGGUUGAUUGUGAUUGAGGUCGCGUAUGGGAGUUGGCAUUUGUGGCGGGAGCACGUGGAGAAGGUCGAUCCGGAUAGUACGACGAAUUUGAUGCGGGCGUAUUUGAGAAAGGAAUUGGGUGGUGAGAAGGGAAGAGAUGAAGCGCGAUAG
This is a messenger RNA of Saxophila tyrrhenica, 1431 nucleotides long. RefSeq lists its product as uncharacterized. Gene Ontology annotation, biological process: positive regulation of mitochondrial translation. NCBI's taxonomy places the organism in Eukaryota, Fungi, Ascomycota, Dothideomycetes, Mycosphaerellales, Extremaceae. Bases 1 to 1431 code for a protein of 476 amino acids. The record is from RefSeq and is a predicted model, not a curated record. The transcript has a single exon.